AUGCAUUUAUGGGUCAUCACGACCUAUGUAUCUCUGCUUGCCCUGCUUCUCAAUCUGUUGGCUAGCCCUGAAGGACAUUCGGCUCCCAAUGCUGCUGCUGGAAGGGCUUCAGGCUCAAGCUCAAGCUCACUCACAAGCUUGGAAAAGUCGACCUCAAGGAAGCGUCCAAACCCUGACAAGCAAAGUCCUCCUGCAGCGAAGCCAAAAUCAGCCAAGGUUGGUUCAAGUCAGAAAAGUCCAUGGGUAACGUACGGAAGGCGAUGCUACCAUAUGCGAUUCCAGAUGAUGCACAUAUUGAGUCCAGGGAACCAUGACCAAUUUCACGAACAAACGUGCAAGAAUACAUGCAUCGAUUCCAUGACCAGCUACGUCACUCUCAUGAAAGAUAUCGGCAAGCACUGGCCCUAUCAAUCGUCAAAAAAUUGCAUUCAAUCCGGUUUCUGCGCUCGAUCGAGGACGAUCAACAUAACGCAUCCAAUUUGCCCUCUCAGACAAGCAGCUGCUCUAAUGGGCGUACCUUGCGAUUUGGAUGCAUGUCUUUGUAACAUGAUUGUGGACGUUUGGCGCGUCAAACGGCAUGGUCCAGCAACAGACGAAUUCUUCAAACUUGUUGAAGCAGGGUGGAGAAACCCAUUGUGUCGUCCAUCCAAGGUGUAUGAAACAUUCGAGAAAUAUGACACCAAGUGGAAGGUACAACGUCAGACCCUGAUUAUCGUCAAUAAGGAUGUUGAUUGCAAGAGCCCUUCGCAAGCAGAGCAAGAGCGGGAGUGUAAUUGCAAGAUUGAGAGUGAUAAACUUUGUCACGCCGUCACAACUGGCGAAACCAGUAGCUGCGCUGUCAACAACCCGGGCCCGGAUAAAAGAUGUCGAUGUGCACCAAACCAGGUGUAUGAUGCAGGUCAAUGUUCAGUAGCUGACCCAAGCUCUUCCGAAGCGGCAGACAUCGGAGAUACAAGGCAAGACCCUCUCUGGCAAGACAUUUACAAUCAGCUGCAAGAUGAACUUGAAGUCGACUUCGAUUGA
Protomyces lactucae-debilis is the source of this 1023-nucleotide messenger RNA. RefSeq lists its product as uncharacterized. The record is from RefSeq and is a predicted model, not a curated record. Lineage: Eukaryota; Fungi; Ascomycota; Taphrinomycetes; Taphrinales; Protomycetaceae. Bases 1 to 1023 code for a protein of 340 amino acids. The transcript has a single exon.